This is a messenger RNA of Entamoeba invadens IP1, 519 nucleotides long. RefSeq lists its product as hypothetical. Lineage: Eukaryota; Evosea; Mastigamoebida; Endamoebidae. The coding region runs from base 1 to 519 and encodes 172 amino acids. Gene Ontology annotation, molecular function: oxidoreductase activity. The transcript has a single exon. The record is from RefSeq and is a predicted model, not a curated record.
AUGGACCAUCUUUUCCGUCGCUCAUGUCGUCAAUUUGAACCGACUGCCAUAGAACAGGACAAAAUAAAAGCCAUAGUCAAAGCUGGCCAAUUUGCCCCAACAGGCCGUAACAACCAAGAAAUAACUUUUCAUGUUAUUACCGAUCAAGCCCUUCUUCAAAAAACAGUUUCUGCAACACAAGACGCAAUGAGUAAAAUACCCGAACACGCCGCUAUGGCUUCCAAUGCAAUUACUUACAAAGCACCCCUUGUCAUUACUAUGACUUCCAAAAAGGAGUUCUCAAAAUGGUCACAAUAUGACUGCGGAUUUGCUGCACAAAAUAUGAUCAUUGCCGCAGACCUCCUUGGCUUGGGGGCACUCCCAAUUGGUAUCAUGAAAAGAGCGCCACAGCCCUGGGAACAUCUGGUCGGUCUUAAAGAAGACGAGGAUCUCCUUCUCUCUGUUGCGUUUGGAUAUCCCGUCGACAAACUGAAUUAUGGAAACAAAGAAAUACGAAGUCAAGUAAUUUAUUAUAAGUGA